Messenger RNA from Salvia hispanica, 1771 nucleotides. Its product is annotated as Protein kinase superfamily protein. The record is from RefSeq and is a predicted model, not a curated record. Gene Ontology annotation, biological process: protein phosphorylation. Lineage: Eukaryota; Viridiplantae; Streptophyta; Magnoliopsida; Lamiales; Lamiaceae. Gene Ontology annotation, molecular function: protein kinase activity; ATP binding.
GCAAGAGCACCAAAUUUAAUCCCAAAUUCACUAUGCUUCCUCUUGAUUUUAACGAAUUUCGCGAAAAGGUUUCCACUCAGUUCAGGCCGUGGCACCGCUCAUUCCAAUUCUGGGUUCGAGCUGUUGAUAUCUACACUGGUUACAAGGUGUUUCAAGUGCGAGUAAAUUUUGAGAGAGAUGCGGCGAAGAGGGAGGUAAUGUGGGAGAAUCAGCACCAGCUUGCUGCUGAUAAGAUAUACAAUAUGUGUGCUGAUCUCGGCGGUUUUUUUCUUAAGGUGGCUCAAAUUAUUGGGAAGCCAGACUUGGCUCCUGCGGCCUGGGUGAAAAGGCUAGUCACACUGUGUGAUCAGGCCCCACCUACUCCGUACAAUGUGGUCAAGGUUGUGUUGGAGAAGGAAUUGGGUCGAAGUAUUGAUGAACUGUUUGAUAGAUUUGAUAUCGAACCUCUUGGUUCUGCAUCAAUUGCACAGGUCCACAGAGCAAGACUAAAAGGUGAUAAAACUGAUGUCGUUGUAAAGGUUCAGCAUCCUGGUGUGCAGGAUCUGAUGAUGACUGAUAUUCGCAAUCUGCAAGCUUUCGCCUUAUACAUGCAAAAGACAGAUAUAAGAUUUGAUCUGUACUCUGUAACUAAAGAAAUGGAAACACAGAUUGGAUAUGAGUUCAAUUUUCUGAGGGAAGCAGAUGCGAUGGAGAAAAUUCGCCAUUUCCUUUAUGAAAAUAACAAAAAGUCCCCAGUUUCAGUUCCUCGAUUGAUUGGGAAUAUGAACACAAGGAGGGUUCUGGUAAUGGAAUAUAUUGAUGGAAUUCCGAUUCUGAGGCUUGGAGAUGAGAUAGCAAAAAGAGGCAUAAAUCCUGAGGGUAAGGUAGCGGCAGCAGCAAAGCAGAACAUCCUAAAAAGUUUGACUCUGGCUUAUGGACAAAUGAUAUUGAAGAGUGGGUUCUUUCACGCCGAUCCUCAUCCUGGGAAUAUUUUAAUUUGUAGAGGUUCUCAGGUGGCGUUGCUUGAUUAUGGGCAAGUGAAGGAUCUUCCUAAUCAAUUAAGAUUAGGAUAUGCUAGUCUGGUGCUUGCUCUUGCAGAUAACGAUCCAAUCAGGGCAUCAGAAAGCUACAGGGAGCUUGGCAUAGACACCUUAAGCAACUGUGAGGAUGAGCAGACGGAGUUGUUUAGAUUGGCUCAAACUAUGUUUGAUACAAAGCUACCUCCUGGUGUAACUAUGUUGCAACCAUUUGCAGAAGAAUCUUCGAUUAAAAAAAUUGGCGUUGAGGCUUUCCCAGAAGAACUGUUCUCUGUUCUUCGCACGGUGCAUUUGUUGAGGGGGCUGAGUGUUGGGCUUGGAAUCAACUACUCGUGCGCUGAGCAGUGGAGACCCAUCGCUGAAGAAGCUCUGUAUCGUGCUGGGCGACUAGCAGAGAAGGACCUCAAAACAACUUCGAUUCGAAAACGUGGUUUUUUCAGAGGAUUGUGUGGGAGAUAGGAGUGACAUUUACAGGAAACAGAAGAAUAGGGAUUGUUGAAAGCAUGUCAUCUGGCUUCUCCCAGGUCACAGACUCACCACCAACCAGGAAGGCGCCAUGUAGCGGGGGCGCGUGUCCCGCAAAAUCGGGAUCAGCCCCUCUACGCGGGAGGCUCGCUGGGACGUGCCAGCACCCCAUCGGGCUGACAGUUAUGGGUGCUAUAGUACUGUUAUGUGUUUUUAAGAUGUCUCUUGCGAAUAAUAGUCAUCAUUUGUAUAGAAAAUUAUAAUGAAUCCUGUUAAUACGAAUCCUGAUU